Messenger RNA from Oldenlandia corymbosa var. corymbosa, 1509 nucleotides. The record is from the annotation of a GenBank genome assembly. Lineage: Eukaryota; Viridiplantae; Streptophyta; Magnoliopsida; Gentianales; Rubiaceae.
AUGGAAAGAAAAAGGAAACCUAAGCAAUCUAGAACCAGGGAAAGGAAGAUUCAUACAGAUGAAAAGAUUGCGGAAAUGACUACUUCCAUUCUUGAUAUACCUGAUACCGUCCUUACUGAUAUUGUGCUGAGGCUACCUGUUAAGGCUAUCAUCAUGUGCAAGUGUGUUUGUAAACCUUGGCGCCGUGUCAUUUCAGACCCACAUUUUGCAGAGAUGCAUUUCGCCAGGGCGGAACCUUGUCCCUUGAUUAGGGCCUCGAGUGGUUCCAAAGUUUCGAGAAUGCUUUACCUGGUUGAGCAUUCCGAAAUUAAUGUAAGCUAUAAUGAUGAGAACUAUUCGUGUCCAGAAUAUGAAGAUGCAGUCAAUUUGAAGCUAGAUACAAGGUUGAAGAUCCCCCUUCGCAAUGUUGAAAUGGUGCCGCGAAACAGCACUAAUCCCAAGUCUGAGAGCGGCUUCAAAAGACGUUGUAUAAAGGUGACAGCAAAAGAGCACAAGUUUCAGAUUGUGAACUCAUGCAAUGGAUUUCUGUGUCUGUCGCAUCCUUUAUAUAACUACCCACUUGUAGUUUGUAAUCCAGUUACUGGUGAGUAUUUGAACAUUCCAGGGACAUGUGAAAGCAAUGAGCGCACCGACUAUGUGUGUUGCGGACUUGGGUACAGUGAGAGGAGCAACCAGUUCAAAAUUUUUAGAAUAUCUGACGGAGAAUCAUUAAUCGCUCCUUGUCCAAUAACAGGAGAAGAUGCUUGGCUUUUUGAGGUAGCUGAGGUACUCACCCUUGGCACAAGUACUUGGAGAAGAAUUGGUCAUGCUCCAUAUUGUGGAGGUGGGUAUAAACUGACUUUUCUGACUUGCGUUGGUGGAUCUAUUUAUUGGCUUAAUAAGUACGCGAAGAAAGUUGAUUUGAUACAUUCAUUUGACUUCAAUGAAGAGAAAUUCAGAGGAAUUAAACCACCUCCAUUCGCAGACUUAGGGCAGCUAGAUCAAUCUUUGAUGACUUUGGGAAUGCUCGGAGGUAGAUUAAGUUUGUGCACUGGCUUAAUCGACAUGAAAAAGAUCCAAAUUUGGACUUUGGAGGCAACUGGUGAAUGCACUUGGAAAUGUUUUAAGACAGUUAACUUGGACGUUGUUGAUAGGUGGCCUCUUGGUUCAUACUUGCCAAUAAAUUUUUGCAAAGAUAAGAAGGGGCUUCUAAUGUUUCAGUCACCUAAAAUUGCCUUCAUUUAUGCUUCCUCUGAACGAGACAAGUUGAAGUAUUUCAGAAUUCAUGCGACCAAAGCGAAAUAUGAAGCAGUUGCCCAUAACCCAAGUUUUGUCUUGCUCAGGGAUGUUAUCAAAGGAGACUCUGUUGAGAUAUUGAACACCAAUUCAAGGUAUCUUUCUCCAUCCCAGAUUAUGUCAGAUUACUCUCACUCUUUUUAUUAUUCCUUUAUUGCUUUGAGUUUAGUUGAUGCUUUAUGUCGAAACCCUUUUGUCUGCACUGAGGAAGAAUUUAACAUAGAUAGCUAUUGA